Molecule: messenger RNA, 1789 nt
Organism: Aegilops tauschii subsp. strangulata
Lineage: Eukaryota; Viridiplantae; Streptophyta; Magnoliopsida; Poales; Poaceae
Source: RefSeq, a predicted model, not a curated record
UUCUUUCCCACAUCCAUCCAUCUCCUCGCUGUCUCGCCCGACGGAGAGAGAGGGAGAGAGAGAGCUGCCUCCUCCCUUCCAGAUCGCCGCUGGCACCUCCCUCCAGCGGAGCUGGCCGCCGUCCAUGGCCUCCCGCACGCCCCUCCCCUUCCCCCACCCAACCAAACCGCACGUCCAUGGCCACAUCCCCGCUCGAUCUCGUCGGGAAUGAGGCCACCUGCAACCACCGGCCUCCAUCGAUCCAACCAUCCAUCCAUGCCCGCAGCAGCACUCCCGCCGCCCGUGCUCCUUCCCCAGCAGCGCACCCCGACGCCUCCUCGUCCCCACACAGCCCGCGAGGCACCGGCCUCCUCUACUUCGCGCCUCCCGAGCAGCGACCAGGAGCCCGAGCUCCAUCUUCUACGCCCGCGUCCGAGCGAGAGGAGCUCGCUGCUCGAGCAUGCACAAGACCCAUGGCGCCCUCCCGAGCUCCUCCCGUGCGUGCCUCCACUCGUUCUCGUCGCCCUCCGUCUUCAUCGCAGCACCACAGGACCAACAGCUCCACCGCGCGUGCCUGCCGGCGGCAAGAGUCCCAGCCAACGCCAUGGACGGAGUCUGUCCAGGAUCUCGCCGCUCGGACCCGCUUCCUCUGGCCACCGAAGCCUCUGACCAGCCUCGUCGCGUGGACCUCCUCCCCCCACCUGGCAAAUCCGGCCUCUCCUGCCCGUUGACCGCGCCGCCGGAGCCCUGCAUCGCCCCUCACUGCCGUGAUAUUCCCCUCCCUCAUGCAACUGGAGCACGGGAUGAGCGACUCCGACGACCGGAGGCAGAGGGCGGCGUGCUCGGAGAGGUACAGGAGGAGAGACGAGCCGGAGGACAGCAAGAGGCCCGUCUCCGAGAUCGACGCCGAGAUAGAGGAGGAGUGCAGGAUCUGCAUGGAGCUCAACAGCAGGGUCGUGCUGCACAACUGCAGCCACGACAUGUGCAUCAAGUGCUACCGUCAAUGGCGGCGGCGCUGGUGACGCUGCUGUUCGUGAUCGCGGUCAACCUGGCGAUCGGCAUCCUGCCGCACAUGAUGCGCCCGGCGCCAUGGAGUACCUCACGGGCAUGCUCGCCUCCCCCAGCAUCCCGAUCUCAACGAGCCUAGCGGCCGCCGUCCUUGUCCUGCUCGAGGAGCAGGAGGAGGAGGGGCGCAUCUAGCCAGCCACAAAGGGCCUGCUCUGUGCCACCACAUCAUCGGCCUUCUGCAGCAUCGAGUUCAAUAUGUCAGGUGACCCUUCCUAUCCCGUCUGAUAUGAUGGUCAAUAGUUGCUUGUAGAUGAAUGAUGAAGUGUUGCUGUGAAUGUGAAUGAGUAGCCACAAGUCUGUUUGCGUCAUUGCCAUAGCUAGUGAAUGAGCAGCCACAAGUCUAUUUGCGUCACUGCCAUAGUUACCUGACUACAAAUGAGCAGCCACAAGUCUGUCUGUACUGUCACAUUGCCAUCCAUAGCUGCCAAUCACUGUAGAUAAAUAGAAUUUCCCCAAAACUAUGUGGGAAAUUUGGUUAACCUUGUUGAAUCAGAUAUCAUUCUGACACCUGAUUAGCAUAUCACUUGUCUAUGUUCAGUUAAGAGUAUUCAGUUUAGAUGCAGAUGUAGUCAACACUAUGGAUCAGUAUUCAGUUUAGAUGCAGAUACAGUCAACACUAGGUAUCAAUAAAUGUUUGCAUAUGUUAUAUGCACGGUUUCUUAUUAGAUCUCAACUUCAGCAGCUAUUUUUCAUUGUUAGGAGAAUGUUAUAUGCACAACUUCACUUGAUUUCCUAACUUUUU